Rhodofomes roseus is the source of this 2083-nucleotide messenger RNA. RefSeq lists its product as uncharacterized. Lineage: Eukaryota; Fungi; Basidiomycota; Agaricomycetes; Polyporales; Fomitopsidaceae. The coding region runs from base 86 to 2083 and encodes 665 amino acids. The record is from RefSeq and is a predicted model, not a curated record. The transcript is spliced from 7 exons.
CCUCUUGGUUCCUGUCGGCCAAGACCAUCCUCUGCUGCUGCCGCAACAACGUGGUACAACCAUCUUGUUUACCCCGCUCCUCAAGAUGCCACAAUUGCCAUUCGACCCUCUCGCGGCAGUAAGCGGUGCUGCGUCUGCUAAGCAACGACCUCAAUGGGGCGCCAUCCCACGCGUCCGGGGCAGCUGUUACUUGGUAUAUUACUGUUCAGGGCAUGGAUAUGGCCACGCUACACGAGUGUCCGCCUUCGCGCGCCAUCUGCUCAGUCUUGACCCGCGGCCCACUGUGCACAUCGUCUCGUCAGCACCGAAGCAGGUGUUCGCUGAUAGUAUAGCUGCAGGCGUGUCAUACAGGAACGCAGAUAUCGACCCUGUGAUCGUCCAACCAUUGGCGUAUCGAGUCGAUCGCCAGAAGAGCGUAGAGGCGCUCAAGUCUUUCCUGAGUAAGAAGGACCGCAAAGUCCUCGAAGAGUCACACUGGUUGAGGGACAUAGGCGCGGAUUGCGUUCUCAGCGACGCUGCAUUCCUUGGAUGCCUGGCCGCUCAUCAAGCUGGGAUACCCUCUGUGCUGAUAAGCAAUUUCUCCUUCGACUCGGUGUACAGCUACCUGUCCACUCCAUAUAUCGAUGCACCUCCUACGCCAGAACCAGAGCUCUUUGACAGUCUCCCUACACAAGCGGCUAUGACUCUUCCACCGGAUAUCCCAAUUCCUCAAGAGAUCUUGGCACCUCUAGUAGACGAGAUCUUAGCCGGCUUCCGCUGUGCCGACCUGCUUCUCCGCUUACCUGGGGCUAUCCCUAUGCCGUCGUUCUCCAUCGAACCUGGACUGCCAUCUCCAAACUGGGUCGACCUCAAUACACGGAUGUUCACUGAGGAGGUCGCCAUGCAUCUCGAACAGUCCCCGUCAUCCUAUGCACUUCAUCCAAGCUUAGACUUUCUGGAGCAACACGAUGGUCACAAACCUCUCCCUCGUGCCGCCCUCUCUGCCCCGCUGCUAGUGCGCUCGCCAAGUCCCACUGUCUAUACUGCCGAGGGCCGCAGGCGUCUCCUCAACAGCGUUGGCGUACCUCCGUAUCUGCACAACCCUGACAAGACCAAGAUCCUGAUAGUCUCUUUCGGGGGCCAAGUCUUCUACAAGCCUUGUAGUCGUGCCCACAGUCGCUCUCCCUCACGCGUAGGCACCCCUGGGGCAUUCGCAACAGCUAUGACGAAGUCGCUCAACGGAAUUCCGCGCGAGGUUGCACUCUCCAAGCCGUCUGACAUGUCGAAGGAGUACUUCCCUGAUCCAGAUCGGCUCGCUACACUUCUGCGAUCUUCUUCUCUCUCUGAAGGUCCUCCCUCUGUUGUAGCGUCUCCGGGCCUUCCUCCUCCCAAACCGGUGACUAUGGCUCGCACUUCGCCGCUGAAAAUCCCUGGUGCACCGCCUGUCGCAGUACCCACGUCUCCGUUGGGCAAGUCUUCUAGAAGGGUGUCCCUCCCAAUGCUGCAAAUGAUCCCUCCCUCUCCUUUGUUAACUCAGGAGGCUAAGGCCCAAGACGAUUAUCCUGGCUGGUCAUCUGCGCCGGAAGAUGAAUUCGAGGAAGAGCUUCCUUGCCUGCUCCCAGACGAAAGUUGGAUCGCUAUCGUCUGCGGCGUGUCGAAGGAGUGGGGUCGCGAGGAUGGCGAAGAGCUCCCUCCGGGCUUCUACGUCGCCCCGCGCGAUAUCUACAUGCCCGAUCUGACCGCGGUCGCAGAUGCCUUGUUGGGCAAACUGGGAUAUGGUACUGUUUCGGAGUGCGUCGACGCCUGCACGCCCUUCGUCUACGUGCCGCGGCCGCUGUUCAUCGAAGAGCACGGUCUCCGUUUGCUUCUCGGGUCCGAAGGCGUAGGGGUCGAGCUCUCAAGGAGUUGCUAUGAGAAGGGCGACUGGGCCGACGCUGUCCAGGAAGCAUACAUGCGAGGCAAAGACGCGAAAGCCAAGAAGCGACAGGAAGGAGAGACAGGAAAGAGACGGAAGGAAGGCAGAGAGAUGGCACGAGGACUGCUAGACUGGCUUGAUCGAUGGAAGGCCGGGGCACGCGCCAUGAGUUCCAGCCCUGCAGCUUAG